Molecule: messenger RNA, 288 nt
Organism: Penicillium griseofulvum
Lineage: Eukaryota; Fungi; Ascomycota; Eurotiomycetes; Eurotiales; Aspergillaceae
Exons: 2
Coding region: 1-288 (95 amino acids)
Source: RefSeq, a predicted model, not a curated record
AUGUUGACUGUCACGCGGUCUGAUGGAGACUCCCGGACUGCAGCUCGGGCCAAAACUUCCGAAGAGGCAUGUGCCAUUAUGGAAGCCGUUGAGGCUAUGUUCAGCAGGUCACAACAGAAGAGCUCCACGAAACUUGCGUGGAAGCUAAACCAACCCCCGGCACCCAACGAGCUGCAGACCAUGGAAGAUAGGAUGCGAGUGCUGCUCCGCGAACUAUUUACCCUAAAGGAGGAACAGCCACAUGACGACCGUGUUGAGGAAGCGAUGUGGACGGAGACUGGAGAUUAG